Molecule: messenger RNA, 4934 nt
Organism: Notolabrus celidotus (New Zealand spotty)
Lineage: Eukaryota; Metazoa; Chordata; Actinopteri; Labriformes; Labridae
Gene: lingo2
Product: leucine rich repeat and Ig domain containing 2
Exons: 6
Coding region: 1022-2863 (613 amino acids)
Cellular component (GO): plasma membrane
Molecular function (GO): protein binding
Source: RefSeq, a predicted model, not a curated record
AUUCUGUGAGAGCCGAUUCUGGAGAGGAGAGCGCUACAUAACAGGCAAAUUGGAGGAGGAAAAAGAAGAAAAAUCCAUUGAGGAGGGAGGAUUUCGAGGAAAAUAACACAUAAUCUGGGCUCGUUGGUGUCCACUUUUGCGUCCUUUAGCUUUGGCAAAGGUGUCUGAAAGUUUCCAUCUGGGGGGGACACCCUCCCCUUGUUGUGGGGAUGAUCAGCGAAUGCUGAAUUUCAUUCCUGAAGGCAGGAGGAGGAGAGCUGUGAAGACCGGCUGGAUUCACUUGCUGUGGAGCUGGUAGUGCGCACCACCAGAGAUCCUACAGUGCCUCUUUUCUCUCUCACACUCAGUCUCUCAGACGGGCUUUUUUUCCUGUAGAAGACAUAACAGUAUUUCACUUUGCCAAGUGGAAUAUCAAGAAGGAGCAACCUCUAAAAAGAAAUCACCGGGAAGGAAAGGGGAUUGGAUUAUGCACAGAGUCAGUGAAGGACAUCCACAUCCUGUUCUGAAAAAAUAAGUUCUCAGCAGUGAAGGCUUUGAAUUGAGCUCUGAAUCUGAGAGACUUGAGGAUUUUUUCUUACCUAUCUCAUUGUUUAGGAGCAGCAACGACCCUCAAACCGCUUACAUUUUGGACUAUAAGCUUCUGGAUGGUAUUUCAAGACUGAAUCCGUGUAGGCACCAUUCGGCUCUCCUGGCAGGAAGCAGACAUGUUCUUUGCCUCUGCUCCAGUAUGAGGCGGUGAGGGGGGUUUGACAGCGAGGACCUGACGUUUGAUUGACAGUGCAAUGUCCCAGGGGAGAGGCAGGGAAAUUAUCUGAAUUUCAGGACCCUUGGGUUAGUGACCUGUGAAUAGAGUCACACCGGGGAUAGGACUUCCUUGCCUCUGUAACAGUGUAUGGACAUCUGACAUUGGGAAGCCCAGCAGAUAAAACUCCGAAAGUAGGGACGACCACAACAAAAGAAGAGAGUGAGGAACAGGCCAUGGCUGAGGGGAUGAUUGCUUCUCAAAGUGAGCCGUGACAGAAUGGUCGACUGUAUAAGCAAAGUCAUGCUGCACACGGUCGUCUCAUGCUGGCAACCAUUCCUGGGACUGGCCCUUGUGGCUGUCUUUGUGGGUUCUACCCUGGGAUGUCCCUCCCGCUGUGAGUGCUCAGCGCAGACCAAGGCAGUCGUCUGUCACCGCAAGCGCAUGCCCACCAUCCCGGACGGCAUCCCAACGGAGACCAGGAUCCUGGACCUGAGUAAGAACAAGCUGACAAUGAUCAACCCAGAUGACUUUUUUAACUUUCCUGGACUUGAGGAACUUGACCUCAGUGGGAAUAUUGUCAGUUAUGUUGAGCCUGGAGCUUUCAACGCCCUGUUCAACAUGCACUCACUCAGUCUGAAGAGCAAUCGUAUCAAGCUCAUUCCUCUGGGUGUUUUCACUGGCUUAGCAAAUCUUACCCGACUGGAUAUAAGUGACAACAAGAUCGUCAUCCUCCUGGAUUACAUGUUCCAGGAUCUGCACAAUCUAAGGUUUUUGGAAGUGGGUGACAAUGAUCUGGUGUACAUUUCUCACCGUGCAUUCAGUGGACUAUUAAGCCUGGAGAUGCUAACCUUAGAGCGGUGCAACCUAACAGUUGUACCCACAGAAGCUCUUUCCCACCUACACAACCUGGUCAGCCUCCAUCUACGAUACCUCAGCAUCAGCACUUUGCAUCCAUACUCAUUCAAAAAACUGUUUCGCCUGCGGAACUUAGAAAUUGAUAAUUGGCCUUCACUUGACCAUGUGCCAGCAAAUACACUGCAUGGCCUCAACUUGACCACCUUGUUCAUUACUCACACUAACUUGUCCUCCUUCCCUUACCAAGCCCUCAAGCAUCUGCCCUACCUGACACACCUCAACCUGUCCUUCAACCGCAUCAGGCACAUUGAGGGGGGUAUGUUAAUGGAACUGGUUCGUCUACAAGAGCUCCAUCUGGUUGGCGCCCAGCUAACCGCCAUUGAACCGUACGCCUUCCAAGGCCUUCGGGGUCUCAAAGUCCUCAAUGUCUCUCACAAUCGACUGGAUACACUGGAGAAGGGUGUGUUUCAGUCCCCUGAAGCUCUGGUUGUUCUUCUGAUUGACAACAACCCCCUGGUGUGCGACUGUCGUCUCAUGUGGAUCCUACAGAAAAGGCAUUCCAUCCUCUUUGGGGAGUCACAGCCUGAAUGCAGCACACCUGAGGGUAUUCGUGGCAGACCUUUUAAGGAGUUCAAGGAGACCCUCCUAUCUUAUUACGUCACGUGUACAAAGCCAAAAAUCCGUGAGAAUAAAACGCAAACGAUCACUGUGGACGAAGGCCAGCAGGCGUUGUUGCGUUGCAGUGCUGAAGGGACACCAAGGCCCAUUGUGUCUUGGCUGUCACCACGUCGACGAGUCCUGACAAGUCGGAGUCAUGGUCGAGUUAUGGUCCACAUCAAUGGCACACUGGAGAUCAAGUCUGCAGAGGUACAAGAUGGUGGAGUCUACCUGUGUCUUGCCUCCAACACUGCUGGGAAUGACACCUUGAUGACAUCAUUGGCGGUGAAAAGUCUGGGAUCGCUGUAUGCCAACAGGACCCAGUACUACACAGAUCCCAGUAAUACCACUGCCAAUGGGACAGCUGGAGUAACCCUCGGUUUAGACCUAAAGACCAUUUUAGUGUCAACAGCCAUGGGUUGUUUCACUUUCCUGGGUGUGGUCUUGUUUUGUUUCCUGCUCCUUUUCGUUUGGAGCAGAGGAAAAGGGAAGCAUAAAAACAACAUAGAUGUUGAAUAUGUGCCUCGGUCAAAGUCUAAUGGCACUAAUGUUGACUCAGCAGAGGGACAAGCCGGCCCCCGACGUUUUAACAUGAAAAUGAUGUGACUCCUUUUUUAAAUCCAAGAUUCUGGAUUGUGGAAAUGCCCAAAGUACAAUGUAUUUUUUGAAAAUAGGACUACUGAACUCCCCAUUGCUUCAGGGAGGGCAGUAGUGAAGUGAAGGAUUGUUACGGGGCAUCAUAAUAAGAAGAGCAGCACCUGCAUUCACUGGAAGUUGACGUAAUGUUUGAAUACUAUGUCUCAAGUACUGGAAAUCUUGGUGGGACAUCCUCUCGCGUAAAUGCCAGCGGGCAACCUUGUCAACAUGGAUAAGGAGUGAAAACUAUUGCCACCAUUGGGAUCUGAAGGGAACAGGUGUCAUUAAUCAGCUUUUUGAAAUUUAUAUGCCCAAAAAAAACACUUCAGUUUUGGGUUGAAUCGACAGACUCAGCUGAACCAUGUACAGUACAAAUUUGUAUCUAAACUAUUAACCUACUUUGUUUAGUCUUGCGCCAUGCUUAUUCCAAGAACAAAUCAAUGAAACAGCUCAUUAAUUCCUAUGUUCAAUACUUUGCAUAUGUGUACCUAAUGCUUCAUUAUGUACAUGUAUGUACAUGUUCAUUCAGAAGAACUAUUCAUAGCAAUAUUCAUGGGAUGCGUUAGCCAAAAUUGUCAUACCCCUUAUGUUCAGCAAGAACAUUCUUCAGACUUUUGACGUCUCCAUGGAUUCAGGAAGGGCUUCUUCGGUUGAUUAUCUGUCCCUGCUCCCCAAAUUGACUCCUGGAUAUGAAUAAAUAUAUAAUAUUUAUCAGUGAUGAGAAAAGAAAAAAAUAUUUUAUUUAUGAAAAAUGUUGAGAAUUUUACAAAAUCAGUCCUCAAACAAUGUUCAGGAUCUAACAUGACAUUUGGAUCAUCACAGAGGUGAGCCAUAAUUGGUGAAACACCUACAUGAACCACCUUUUUGUCCUAUUUUUGUCUCUUUUUUAUUACUUUAAUUGUACCUUUUCUGGUUGGCAAGUUACAUGUGUCAAUUUUAUUACAGUGACAUUUGCAUAAUUUUCCCCAGUAGGAAAUUUGGACUUUGUUGUGGUAGUUCCUCAUUUUGUUGUUGAAUCAUUUAGAUUGUGCAAUCUUCAAGUAAAAGUAAAAAAAAUGUAUGUGAAAUAAAUGAAGAUGUAUUUGUAAAAUCGAGUCUGUCUUACUGACUCCUACUGCAAGAUAAAGUUUCACAUUGCAGAGACACUCCCAUGCUAAGUGACUCAUCCACCAAUUGGUGCAAUAUGACAAUAAUAUAAGCAUAUCAAUAGCGAACAAUUAUGACUGAAAAAUUACUAACAUUCAACAUCUGUUUCUGUUAUAGUUUCAACAAUUUCAUGACUGUAUAUUGUUAACCAAACAUAUACUUUUGUACUUUGUAUUAUAAUAUAAGAGUAUCCUUCUUCAGAAAAGCCAACAUUGAUGCAGUUACAACUUUUUUACUCACCAUGAAAGGAGCAACAACCAAGAUUUGAAUACAAAUAUUUAUUGUUAUAUGGUUAUUAACAUGUUUCCAGUGUUACUCUGUGAUUACUGUUUUAUCCUAAAAUAUGUGACAAAGAAAUAAGACUGCUAACACAGCAUUUGCAAAUGUUCAAACUGGAUUACUUGUGCGUUUCCCUCAAAGCAGGGUGUGAAAAAAACAGGUACACUUUAAACAGGUCACCAAAAUGUAAUAUUGAGUUUUAAUCAUUGAGCCUUGCUGACACUUGGAACAGUCUAUGGGAUACUGCCUAUUAUGUCAUAGCCCAAUUUAAAUUUACUCAUUGGGACAGUCUUCAUCUCUUCAUCUCUGUUUUUUAUUUAACAGGGCUGUCAUCACACUGCUGUUUGUGGAUAAUUCAUGUGAGCUGUUAUUGAUUAAUAUACUAUAUAUUAGAAAUAUUUUCUCAAAAGCUUCCAAGUACAUCAUUACCUGCAUUUGUUUAUUGUAUUGCACAUCAAAACAAAGUGUAAAUGAAAAAAUCAAUGGGUUUUCAUCUGGAGAUAUGGAGUUAAUAUGAACACUAACACUUGCAAAGGGUCUGCAGUGAUAAUGUUUUGUGCUGAUGUUAACAUCGGAAUCUUCCUGUAUGACACAUAAAAAAAACAAUGGCUUCGUU